UACACCUUCUCCUUUCUGUGCGCUUUGGGCCUGGUGGCUGCCCUCGGGGUGCCGAGCACUUUGGCCUCUGAGGAGCGAAUGGAGGAUGUCACCGUCCGGACAACUUCCACUGAGCAGAAUGAAAUUGUGAACAAACACAACACCCUGAGGAGGUCCGUCAGUCCCACUGCCAGCAACAUGCUGAAAAUGAGCUGGAACAACGAGGCUGCAGCCAACGCCCAGAGAUGGGCCAACACCUGCUCCAUGAAGCACAGCUCGUCAAGCGACAGAGAGAUCAGCACCAGCGGCUGUGGAGAGAACCUGUACAUGUCCAGCUACAAGAACUCCUGGAGCAAUGCCAUCCAGAGCUGGUACGAUGAGGUGAAGGACUGGCGCUACGGCCAGGGAUCCAUCAAUGGAGGGGUGGUCGGACACUUCACACAGGUUGUUUGGUACAGAUCUAACCAGGUCGGCUGUGCCAUGGCCUACUGCCCCAACUCUACCUACAAGUACUUCUACGUUUGCCAAUACUGCCCUCCUGGAAACUACCAGUAUACUCAUCCCUACACUUCAGGAUCCUCCUGUGGCGAAUGUCCCAACGCCUGUGAUAACAAACUGUGCACUAACCCCUGCCCAUACACCGACCAGUACAGCAACUGCCCCGAACUGAAGGAGCAGCAUACCUGCAGCCACACGAGCGUGGCUUCCUGGUGUCCCGCCUCCUGCAAGUGCACGAACCAGAUUGUCUAAACAAUGCACGUUCCCAUGUGCUCUGACUCUCAGAUCAGUCUUAAAGCAACUCAGCAUGAAAACCUGUGCUCGUGUUGUCUUUUCACAAACAAACAGUUUGAGAAGUGGUUCUCAGAGACGCUUUUUCUUUUUUUUUUCUUUUAAUAAAGAGAAUAAUCAAAUAAAGAGGAAAUUUUCUUUGGCAAAGCAACUCUCUGGCUGCAGGAGCAGGUGCCCUUUGGCUGCAUGUGAGGUGUGAACUCAGAGAGGAAGGAGA
Messenger RNA from Salarias fasciatus (jewelled blenny), 985 nucleotides. Its product is annotated as cysteine-rich secretory protein 3-like. The record is from RefSeq and is a predicted model, not a curated record. The transcript is spliced from 8 exons. The coding region runs from base 79 to 729 and encodes 216 amino acids. Gene Ontology annotation, cellular component: extracellular region. NCBI's taxonomy places the organism in Eukaryota, Metazoa, Chordata, Actinopteri, Blenniiformes, Blenniidae.